Messenger RNA from Oryza sativa Japonica Group (Japanese rice), 2605 nucleotides. NCBI's taxonomy places the organism in Eukaryota, Viridiplantae, Streptophyta, Magnoliopsida, Poales, Poaceae. The record is from RefSeq and is a predicted model, not a curated record.
CUCUCUCUUUCCGCCAAAUACACAACUACUACUACCCCCUCUCUCUCUCUCCGUUCUCCUUUUCUCCUCCACGGCAGUUUUAUAUAAAAUUCGCGGCUUUCAAAAGCAAACCAAAACGGCAAAGUUUGAACUUUGAACUCUCCUCCUCCCCGCACCGCCGCAUCCCUUUCUUUCCCCCACCCCUUCCCGCUACGACAAACCAUAGCAUAUCCUCGUCUCAACACUCUCCUCUGCCUGAUCAAAAAAGAAAAUCAAAUGCGGUGAGAUCUGCGGGGUCGUGAUCCUCAAACCAUUUGGCUCUGGUAACUGCAACUGCAAAACGGCACAGCCAUGGAGCAGUACGAGGUACUGGAGCAGAUCGGCAAAGGAGCAUUUGGUUCUGCCCUGCUUGUCAGGCACAAGGUGGAGAAGAAGAAGUAUGUGUUGAAAAAGAUCCGGCUUGCCAGGCAGACAGACCGCACUCGCAGGUCUGCUCACCAGGAGAUGCAGCUCAUUGCCACAGUGAGGAACCCAUUCAUCGUGGAGUACAAGGAUUCAUGGGUGGAGAAGGGUUGCUAUGUUUGCAUCAUUAUAGGAUACUGUGAAGGAGGAGACAUGGCUGAAGCUAUUAAAAGAGCUACAGGUGAUCAUUUCUCUGAGGAGAAGCUUUGCAAGUGGCUUGUGCAGCUCCUCAUGGCCCUUGACUAUUUGCAUGCAAAUCACAUUCUUCACCGUGAUGUGAAGUGCUCAAACAUUUUUCUUACUAGGGAUCAAAGUAUAAGACUAGGUGACUUUGGGCUUGCAAAAAUAUUGACCUCUGAUGAUCUAGCAUCCUCUGUGGUAGGAACACCAAGUUAUAUGUGCCCAGAACUACUUGCUGAUAUACCUUAUGGUACCAAAUCUGAUAUUUGGUCACUAGGAUGUUGUAUAUAUGAAAUGACUGCUCUGAGGCCUGCAUUUAAAGCUUUUGAUAUGCAAGCUCUUAUCAGUAAGAUCACCAAGUCAAUUGUGUCGCCAUUGCCAACUAGAUAUUCUGGUGCAUUUAGGGGACUUAUUAAGAGCAUGCUACGAAAAAGUCCAGAACACAGGCCAAGUGCAGCUGAACUACUCAAGCAUCCACAUCUCCAACCCUAUGUGCUGCAAGUCCAUUUGAAAUCUUCUCCUGCUCGCAACAUAAUUCCUUCCCAUCAGUCUCCGAUUGACAAGGUUAAGAAAAUGACAUUUCCCACUGAGUCCAUGUGCAGAAGCAAGGGCAGGAGAAACUCUUUGGGUAAUGAGAGAAUCGUGACCUUCAGCAAACCUUCUCCUGAAAGGAAGUUUACUAGUUCUAUUCAGAGUAUCAAGGAUUACUCAACUACUCGGAGUGUCAAAGAUUUAUCUAUCGAUGUUAGUUUGGUCGAGGAGGUUAGUAGUAAAACAACUUUUACCACAAGAACAUCGAGUAUUGUGAAGACUCCCAAGAGAACUCCAAGCAAAACAAUCACAACUCCCCAGUUAGAACCUCCAAAGGUAUCUUACAACAGAGUAAAUCGGAGCGAGCUGCUUUCAAGAACACCGGUGAACAGAAGCGCUCGGGUAAUCCGCAGAGCUUCCCUCCCACUCCCACUGCCAUCAUCCGAGACACCGAAGCGCGGCGUCAGCAGCAUCAGCAUCCUCGAGCAGCUGGAAUCCCCCGACGUAUCCGUGAAUUCGCCUCGGAUAGACCGGAUCGCCGAGUUCCCGCUGGCCUCAUCCGAAGAUCCACCGUUCCUCAAGCUCCACGGACGCCGCUCUCCAACUCCAACGCCACAGCAUUGCGUCAUCGACCAGUCGAUCACCAAGGACAAAUGCAUGGUCGAAGCGUUCCACAUCAUCGACGUCGAUGACGACGACGGGAGGAGCGACUCGUCGUCGGGCCGUAACAACGCCGCGGCGGCUGCCUCGAGCCGCGCCGGCUCGUCGGAGUCGACGAGGCAGCGGCGGUUCGACACGUCGUCGUACCAGCAGCGCGCGGAGGCGCUGGAGGGGCUGCUGGAGUUCAGCGCGCAGCUGCUGCAGCAGGAGAGGUACGACGAGCUGGGCGUCCUGCUCAAGCCAUUCGGCCCGGAGAAGGUGUCCCCGAGGGAGACGGCCAUCUGGCUCACCAAGAGCUUCAAGGAGACAGGGCUGUAAGCAUAUGCGAUCACUCUCACCUUGCUCUAGAAAACAAAUGAGCAGAAGCAAAUUAAAUUGUAGCUCAGGAAAGAUUAGUUGCUGACAGUGUGACACCAUCUCAGUGUUGCCUCCCCCAACUAGCUUAUGAAAGAUUAUUCAGUGAUCAUCUAUGGAUUAACAAGGAAGUAGCGGUAGUUCUAUACUUCUAUGUGGUGUUGGUCUGAAGCAGGAAGUAGUAGUAGUUCAUGUUUCUAACCAUGUAGGAGUACUUGACAGGUAAACUGGGCAUUCCAGCCCGGCUGAAGAAUCAUCCAGUUGAUUGAUUUUGUUUCUGUUUGAAUAGCAUUUCUCUUGUUCAUGUAAUCUUGAGUUAUUGAAGGUUUAGAGAGAGAGAGAGAGAGAGCUGCUUGCCUUGUAUUAUCCAAAGUAGGAAUUCAGACAAUGGCCAUAUCUGAUGGAGACAACAAGAAGAAUUUGAGGAGCUUGUACUGUA